This is a messenger RNA of Bombina bombina (fire-bellied toad), 3353 nucleotides long. RefSeq names its product ectonucleotide pyrophosphatase/phosphodiesterase 3 (gene ENPP3). The record is from RefSeq and is a predicted model, not a curated record. Bases 337 to 2967 code for a protein of 876 amino acids. NCBI's taxonomy places the organism in Eukaryota, Metazoa, Chordata, Amphibia, Anura, Bombinatoridae. Gene Ontology annotation, biological process: nucleoside triphosphate catabolic process. The transcript has 25 exons. Gene Ontology annotation, molecular function: nucleic acid binding; metal ion binding; nucleoside triphosphate diphosphatase activity.
GUUAUUAGUGCUCCAAAAACUACUGACAUUUUCCUUUAAAUAAAAAUAUAAACAACUUUCAUUUCACCCCUUUAGUAUGUAAUUUCUACUGAGAGAAGAAAAAAUGCUAUUAGCUUCUAUACCUAUUACACUCAUCUCCGUAACACAGAUAAUACCGUUUACUCUUUGACCUGUUGUUUAUUUUACCCAUGACUAUCCAGAGAUAUACAUUACAAAGUGUAGCCGCUCCCUGCAAACGUAGAGAGUUUACAAUCAGGAAGACACUGAUUUAAAUGUUAAAGUACUCUUAAUAUACACCGUUUUGCUGAGCUGCGGACAGCUGUUAGGAAAUCACUGAUGAUGGAGUCAUCAACUCUUACCCUAGAGACAGAAGAACCUUUGAAGAAAAAUGAUGCAAAAAAAUACAAGAUUCUCUGUGCAGUACUAUGUGUGGCUUUGGUGGCCAUAUCCCUUGGAUUAGGACUGGGGCUUGGACUGAAAAAGGAAUCAAGUGUGGAAGUUAUGCCAGCUUUAGUGUCCUGCAGGAAUAGGUGCUAUGAUUUGACCAAUCAACGGGAAGGUGACUGUCGCUGUGACUCUAAAUGCACUCAAGAAGGAAAUUGUUGCUUUGAUUUUGAUGAUCUUUGCCUAAAACCAAGAACUGAGUGGACAUGCAGCAAGGUCCGCUGUGGUGAAAGGAGGAUAUUUGGAAGUCAUUGCUCAUGUUCUGAGGAUUGCUUAACAGUAGGAGACUGUUGUACAGACUACAAAAUCAUUUGCAAAGGUGACACAACCUGGGCUGUUGAUAAAUGUGAAACCAAUCCACAGUGCCCUGAAGGAUUUGACCUGCCACCUGUUAUCCUUUUCUCACUGGAUGGUUUUCGAGCAGAGUAUUUGCAGACAUGGGCUGACCUAAUGCCAAACAUUAAAAAAUUAAGAGACUGUGGAACACAUUCAAAGUAUAUGAGAGCAGUUUACCCAACAAAAACCUUCCCCAACCACUAUUCAAUUGUCACAGGUUUGUUUCCAGAAUCCAAUGGAAUCAUUGAUAACAACAUGUAUGAUGUAACAAUGAACAAGGUUUUCUCUCUUUCUGGAAAUGAGAAGUUUAAUAAGACCUGGUGGCAAGGACAACCGAUUUGGUUGACAGCAAUGUACCAAGGAUUGAAGGCUGGCACUUUCUUUUGGCCUGGAUCAGAUGUUCCUAUAAAUGGUACCUACCCAUCCUUUUAUGAGUUGUACAACAAGUCUAUUGUAUACCAGAAAAGAGUAUCUGAAAUACUGCACUGGCUUGAUCUUGAAAAGGCUAAAAGGCCAGAUUUUUAUACAUUGUACAUCGAAGAACCAGAUUCUGCAGGGCAUUCAUAUGGUCCAGUUAGUGGAGGGGUAAUUGCAGCUUUGCUACUUGCUGAUCAGACCAUGGGAAUGUUGCUAGAUGGACUCAAGCAGAGGAAUCUCCAUAACUGUGUGAAUCUGAUUGUGCUUGCCGACCAUGGAAUGGAAAAGACCUAUUGUGAGCAGUUGGAGUACAUGACUGACUACUUUAGCCAAAUUGAUUUCUUCCUAUAUGAUGGGCCAGCAGGGCGAAUCCGCUCAAGAAAAGUCCCAGAAGAGUAUUUAACCUUUGAUUCUGCAGGCAUUGUGAAAAACCUUACUUGUCGGAAGGAAGAGCAACAUUUUAAGCCUUACUUGACUUCUGAUCUUCCGAAACGUUUUCACUACGCCAACAAUAUACGUAUUGACAAGGUUCAUCUGUAUGUAGACAGGCAGUGGCUUGUAGUAAGGGAUAACAAAUAUACAUUUUGUGGAGGUGGAAACCAUGGAUAUGACAAUGAGUUCAAAAGUAUGGAGGCAAUUUUUAUAGGACAUGGUCCAGGGUUUAAGAGAGGAGUAGAAGUGGAACCUUUUGACAAUAUUGAGAUAUAUAAUUUAAUGUGUGACUUACUUAAAAUCACUCCAGCUCCAAAUAAUGGGACCCAUGGUAGCUUGAACCAUUUAUUGUCGCAGCCUUUCUAUACGCCAGUUCUACCACAGGAGAAAUCUAUCCCAGGAGAGUGUCCAUCUUCACCACAUGCCUCUGAUUUAGGCUGUUUUUGUAAUCUUACAAAUGUUGAUGAUGAAUUAUUAAAUGGAAGGUUAAACCUUAGCACUGAACAUAUAAGUCAAACAGAGAUGACUAAUUUGCCAUAUGGGAGACCAAAGAAUAUUAAAGAAAAAAGCACCUACUGUGUACUUCAUCAGCACCGGUAUGUGAGUGCGUAUAGCCAUGACCUCUUGAUGCCACUGUGGAGUGCAUACACAAUACAAAAACAAGAGGAAAUUUCUCCUCUUCCUCCUACUCUUGAAAACUGUCUGCGGCCUGAUGUUAGAAUCCCUGAGGAAAAAAGCCAAAACUGUUCUGACUAUAAGCAAGGGCUGAAUAUCACCCACAGUUUCCUCCAUCCUCCCUAUUUUAACCAGACUGAGAUUGAGCAAUAUGACUCCUUAAUCACAAGUAACAUUGUUCCAAUGUACAAAGAAUUCUUAAGGAUAUGGGACUACUUACACAACACAUUACUGCUGAAAUAUGCAAAUGAAAGAAAUGGACUAAAUAUAAUAAGUGGACCAGUUUUUGAUUACAAUGCUGAUGGACACGCUGAUGCUCUAGAUGAAAUUGAAAAGCAUGUUCCGGGCACCAAGAUCCCUGUUCCAACCCAUUACUUUCUGGUACUGACAAGCUGCAAAAAUACCUCUCUUACUCCACUCAGUUGUGAAACAAAUUAUGAUGUUUUAUCCUUCAUCAUUCCACAUAGACCAGACAACAGUGAAAGUUGUGCUGAUAACAAAUCAGAAUCUCUAUGGGUUGAAGAGAGGCUUAGAGCACACUCGGCACGAGUCAGGGAUGUGGAAUUACUAACAGGGCUGGAUUUCUAUCAGGAAUUGAAACUGCCUGUCCCCGAAAUUUUACAGCUCAAGACAUAUCUACCAACAUUUGAGACAAUUGUCUGAAGCUCAGAAAGUGAUUAGUACUUUACAGAUGACUUUACAGUGUUUCAUUAUUCUACCGAUGAGCAGUAGAUUAGUUUUAGUAACAGCAUAUAUGAAGGAAUGUUCUGAAAUCAAUAUCAGAAUUAGAACUUAAAGUCAUUAGUACAUUUAAACACAAACAUUAGACCUGAAACAACAAAAUCCUUAUUGAUUACAACCAGACAGACAAUGCAAUGAAAACUGUUAAGUGCCUCUUUCAGUAUUUAUCAUUUACACUUUUAUUAUUGUAGAUUAGCCACAUUGUUCUACGUCUGAAGCAGCAGGAUUCAUAGACUUUAUAAUCUUUUCACUGUAAUUAAUCAAUUGAAAAUGUCAUUUUGAUUAAAUAAAAAGUAAUGGUACCAAAA